Molecule: messenger RNA, 1003 nt
Organism: Helianthus annuus (common sunflower)
Lineage: Eukaryota; Viridiplantae; Streptophyta; Magnoliopsida; Asterales; Asteraceae
Exons: 3
Coding region: 123-677 (184 amino acids)
Source: RefSeq, a predicted model, not a curated record
GUCACCUCCUCAUUCCUGUCAUCCUCUCUCUCUCUCUCUCUCUCUCUCUCUACGUUCCAGUUCUAGGGUUCUUCCACUUCUCACCGGAGAAACAAACCACCUCUCUAUAACCCCACACAACCAUGACCACCGUACCAGCAGCAAAACACCACCAACCCCUCCACAAUUUCACACUCCCCUUCCUAAAAUGGGGCCAGCGAAUCCACCACCACCGCCGCCGCUCCCCUCUCUCCUCCUCCGACCUCCACAACCGCCGUACCACCACCAUCACCACCACCGAACGCGAAAUCGACGAACAAAACGGUGACGUAUCACCACACGAAAACAACAACAACAGCAAUUUAAUCGACGUUGAUGUGGCUACCGGAGACUGCAAGCCGUGGAAUCUUCGCCCGCGGAGGCUGGUCAUAGACACAGUUGAUUCCGAACAUUUUCCGGUGAUGACGUGUUCAAAGCGGCUGCCACGAGACGACAAAGACGAGGAACGAAAGAAGAAGAACAGCAGGUUAUGGAUCUCGUUGUCGAAGGAUGAAAUAGAGGAAGAUAUAUACGCGUUUACCGGUUCGAGACCGUGUAGGAGACCGAAGAAAAGGAGCAAAGUGGAACAGAAGCAGCUUGAUAAUGUGUUUCCUGGAUUGUAUUUGGUUGGGAUUUCGGCCGAUUCGUAUCGAGUUUAAACCGUUUAGAAGCGGAGAUUACGAAGCGAUGUAAGCAAGCGAUUUGAGGUAUGAUUGUUUCGAAGUUUAGAAGUUGAUUUAAGUAUAAAUAGUAUGAUGAUGUAUGAAUGUGUAGAAGGUUUGUUUAGACUAGUAGUAGUAUAUUAAAGCUAUGGAAGGUGUGGAGUUUAUACACGAUAGGUUAGAGUUAUGCGUCUAUCGUUUUGUGAACAUGGCUAACCCGUAGAGGUGUUUGUGUUGGAUACGAAACUUGUUUUUGGCUCCUGUCACAAUGGUAGAAGUUUGAUUAAAACAUCUAAGUAACGUUCACUCACGGAUGUAGCAAA